Arvicola amphibius (Eurasian water vole) is the source of this 440-nucleotide messenger RNA. RefSeq names its product protein BEX2-like. Gene Ontology annotation, cellular component: nucleus; cytoplasm. The coding region runs from base 1 to 384 and encodes 127 amino acids. Gene Ontology annotation, molecular function: signaling receptor binding. Lineage: Eukaryota; Metazoa; Chordata; Mammalia; Rodentia; Cricetidae. The transcript has a single exon. Gene Ontology annotation, biological process: signal transduction. The record is from RefSeq and is a predicted model, not a curated record.
AUGGAGUCCAAAGAACAAGGAGGAAAAAAUAUCAACAUGGAAAAUGACCAUCAGGGACAGAAGGAAAAGGAAGAAAAGCCGCAGGGUGCUAAGAAAAGGGAGCAGCCUGUGGUCCUGCCUCUUGAAGCCGAAUACUCUGCGCCUCGAGGAAAUCGCAGGCGCUUCCGCGUUAGGCAGCCCAUCGUGCACUAUAGAUGGGACCUGAUGCACAGGGUCGGAGAGCCCCAGGCAAGGAUGAGAGAGGAGAACAGGGAAAGGUUUGGGGAGGAUGUGAGACAUCUCAUGGAGAAGUUGAGGGAAAAGCAGAUGAGCCAUACUCUGCGGGCGGUUAGCACUGACCCCCCGCACCAUGACCAUCAUGAUGAGUUUUGCCUUAUGCCCUGAAUCCUGAUUUUCUCUGAAGAUAAUACGGGGACCCCUGCUUCCAAAACUUAAUGUUU